Molecule: messenger RNA, 1526 nt
Organism: Tyto alba (common barn owl)
Lineage: Eukaryota; Metazoa; Chordata; Aves; Strigiformes; Tytonidae
Product: protein C19orf12 homolog
Exons: 3
Coding region: 316-741 (141 amino acids)
Source: RefSeq, a predicted model, not a curated record
GGCCGGGAGGCGGGAGGAGAAGGAGGAGGAGGGCAAGCAGGGCCGCGGCGGGGCUCGGCCCCGACUCUGACCGGGGGAGGCCGAAAGCCGCGGCCGGGUGGGCCCCGCCGUCCCCUCCGCCUCCCCGGGCGGAUCCCAGCGGGGCCCGGCAGCGGCGGCGGGGCCGGCGCUGUGGGCAGCGGGGCCGCGGCUGCCUCCCGGCGCCGAGCGGAACGCAGCGGAGGGACCCGGGCCUGGCCGCCCCCAGCGCAGGCCGCCCCAGCCGCCGGGGCCGCCUCGACGUUUGAGGGCAUCGGUUGGGUACGGAUCUCCAAGAUGCCCGUCAAUGUUGAUGAGGUGUUGGAACUGUUGUCCCACCUCUCGGAGGAGAAGGGGAUGAAAGCUGCUGUAAAAAAUUCUGCUCAAGGAGCACUGCUGGCAGGUGCAACAGCAUUUCUUGGGGGGCUGAUGGGAGGUCCACCUGGAAUUGCUGUAGGAGGAGCAUGUGGUGGAUUGAUUGGUGCCUGGAUGACUGCUGGAAAGUUCAAGCCAGUCCCUCAGAUUUUAUUGGAAUUGCCUCCUGCUGAGAAGCAAAAACUCUAUGAUAAAGCCAUUGUUAUUCUCAACCACUUAGACUGGACUGAUAUUGCGCAGCUGACAGCUCUUGUAAUGGGAAAUGCUGGCCUCCAGGAGAAGUUGUUAUCAGUGCUGAUAAAUUACCUCUCCACAGAGCUAAGAGCAGAGAUACAGUAUGGAGAAUGAACCUUUACAGAGCAGAAUUUUUACAGUGUAAUGAAUAUUAUUCUGAGAAUUGGGAUUCUUCAACACAGAAAUUAUUAGUUAUCACUACUAAUUAUGAAUGUAGGCAGAUCUAAGUAUUGUUCCGUUGACAGUGAUUGCUUGGGUUUUUUUGUUAAGGAUAGUAUUGCAUUACUGCCUUGUCCUGACACUGCCUUGGCAAUGACUGCACUAGAACUGAACUCGAAAUCACUGAAGGGAAUUAUGCUUCUCUUACGCUAAUGUAUCACUGGUUAAAAUUUUCAAAUCUUUGUGUUUUAGUGAGGAGAUUUCAUCCUCUUUGUGGUAGUGCUGUGAAUUUCUUCUGUGAAUGAUAUCUAGGUGCCAAAGUAGUCGGAGUCGGAGCACUUUGAAGACUUUUACCUACUCUCUGUUUCAGUCCUGGAAAGGACAGUUCCAGGAAAGUACGUUACUGUACUGUGAACUCAAAGAUGUCCAUCCUUACCUUAAUCUUUGUCCCAUUUCACUUGUAAUUCUUGAGUUAUGCAUUCCUUUCUGUAAGAAGUGAAGCCAAUGCCUAAACAAGAUUCAAAGCAACAGGUAAACCAACAGUACACAAUUAGUAGUUCCGGGUGUCCUAGAAUGGGAAUGCAUGACAGGAAUACUCUUUUAAAAACACUAAAAACUGGGGAGCUGACUCUGCUGUGUUUGCACUGUCCCUAGGACUAGGGUUGUCAUUUCAGCAUUGGUUUCCUGGGUGAAUCUGAACAUCUGGUCCUUUGUUUUCAUUAAAGUGUUCAUAAGAAGCA